This is a messenger RNA of Centrocercus urophasianus (Greater sage-grouse), 2777 nucleotides long. It is a transcript of the gene BDKRB1, whose product is annotated as bradykinin receptor B1. The transcript has 2 exons. The coding region runs from base 1033 to 2121 and encodes 362 amino acids. Gene Ontology annotation, biological process: immune response; response to mechanical stimulus; neutrophil chemotaxis. Gene Ontology annotation, cellular component: membrane. Gene Ontology annotation, molecular function: bradykinin receptor activity. Lineage: Eukaryota; Metazoa; Chordata; Aves; Galliformes; Phasianidae. The record is from RefSeq and is a predicted model, not a curated record.
UGUACCACUGCUUCACCACCCUUUGAGUAAAAAAUUUCCCCCUAACAUCUAAUAUAAAUCACCCUUCUUUUAGUCUAUAAGUGAAUAGCGUUCCAGUUCCUUUGUUAUUUUUUCACUGCUCUUUAAGAAGUUGAAGACACCUAUUGUUUACACACGUGUAAUUGAGAGAUUUGUAUUUAGAAAUUUGAUAUCUAAUCUCAGAUUAGAGGGCAAUUAAAAUGCAAAAAUUAAGUUUGUAGACAAUUAGUCUCAGUCAAUGAAGUCUCAUGUAAUGAAACAAAAUGCAGAUGGUAUUUUGCAUGCCUGAUAAAUUACAGACACGAUCACACAAUCCUGAGAAGUAACGUUCACAGAGAUGCAUGCACUAGAUAGCUAUAGUGGUGUGCAAAUGACAUCGGUUUUCAAAAAUGGUGGAAAGGUUUAGUGAUUCCAGGUUUCAGCUACCCUUCCCAAACACCUCUUCUGCUCUAAUCCCAACUCCUUGGCAUGGCCUACAACGUAUGCAGUAUCGCCUUCCCUACACCAGCUGGACAGGAAAGAGUUCUCAAAGCAAAAACCUCAUAGAAAGUUUGGCUUUGAUUGUAUUGGCGCUGAGAGAGUGGUUUGGAGCAGAUGAUAAAAUUGCCAUUGUUGCAAACAUUGUUAUUCAUACAAAAGAACUAUUAAUUGCCAUUGACCUGUAUUUGAGACCUUUAUUUAUGUUCACGUAGGAGCGAAAGUCAAGGCAUAUAGCUUGACUUUUUCAGGAAUUUCACAACAAGAAUGAAAUGUCACACUUGCCUUGAAAAUCACCACAGCUGACGUUUGGAAAGCUUAAAAAAAAAAAAAAAUGUAAUGGCUUUCUUCCAAAUGGUAACAUCAUACAUAAUGCACAUGGCUAACAAAAGACUCAGACAGCGCUCAGUCUCACUCACCGAUGAGUCUGAAUUCUCUCCCUAAUCACUGUUGUACUGCUGUUUGUCAGUUCUUCCUGGAUUUGAAACUUUUUUCACCUAAACUGCCACGAAGAAAGAGAAUAAGAAUCCUAAAAAAAUGACUGAAAGUCCCCUACUGAGCAUUCCCUUCUCAAACCAGAGCGAAAACAAGAGCAACUCAACUGUUUGCCCAGACUUGGAUAACUGGUGGGAAAUCGUGUACUACUUAGUACCCAAGUGUAUCGACACCAUCUGUGUUAUUGGAAUGCUUGGAAAUUUAUUUGUUCUCUUCGUUUACUCACUGUACAAGGGCCCUCUGAAGAUAUCUGAAAUUUACCUUGUGAACCUAGCUGUUGCUGAUCUUAUUUUCCUCAUAUGUCUCCCUUUCUGGGCAGAGAAUGUACGGAAUAAGUAUAAUUGGCCAUUUGGAAAUUUUCUUUGUCGUAGUGCCAGUGCAUCCAUCCACCUAAACAUGUACACUAGCAUCUACUUGCUAGUAGCAGUCAGCUUGGAUCGCUAUUUGACUUUUGUUCAUACCUUGACACACAGAAGAAUACGCAGCAAAACUAUAGCCAAAGGGAUCUGUUUGCUCACCUGGACCUUUGGGAUCCUUCUCAGUAUCCCAACCUUUAUGUUUCGGACUGUGAAACACUUUCCUGAGUGGAAUAUCUCUGCAUGUGUUUUAGACUUCCCCACCCCAUCCUGGCAAAAAGCUGAUCGUUUGGUAUUCAGCAUAGUGGGGUUUGCAUUGCCAUCAACAGCAAUCGUCUUCCUCAAUUUCUGUACCAUUCGCUCCCUACAAGAACACAAAAGAGAACUAAAAGCAUUCAGGACAAAGUGUUGCCAGGACCACAGAGACACAAAGGCCACAAAGUUGAUCUUCUUAGUAGUACUGAUGUUUCUUUUGUGCUGGACUCCUUACCAUCUUGUUAUAUUCUUUGAUAUAUUAUUCCAGAUGGAAGUGAUACAAGGCUGUUUCUGGGAGGAUUUUCUCAACUUUGGUGAGCAGUUUAGUUCUACUUUGGCUCUCACAAACAGCUGUAUUAACCCAAUAGUUUAUGUAUUUGCUGGGAAAUAUUUCAGGCAAAAAGCUUUAAAAGUUUUUUCACAGUUUUUCUGCUGUGGGUAUUUUUUGAACCAGGUAUCAUUCCAAGAAAAGUCUUCAUAUUUCAAGUUGUUUCCAGUCAAGACUAGUUCAACUUCAUGAUUCUCGGUUCCAUCUUAAUUUUGAUAUUACAAUUUACAAUAUUUAAUAAAUUAAAUAAAUAAAAUAAAAUAAAUAAAAUAAAAUUUACAAUAUUACAAUUGCAUUAAAAAUGAACAGGAAUCACACUGUUCUAGCAUUCUCAGACUAAGUUAAUUAUUUAUUAAGUUACAUCACUUCGCUGCUUAUUUGUCCCUGGGUUUGCUUUUCCUUUUCUGUGUUACCAUCCAAACAUAUAACAUGCAACACCAGAGUUUUAUACCAAAUGAUAUAACUUGUCUCAUCAAUUAUCAGUGCUUGGAAAGAAAAGUUAUUUGACAAAGCAUCAGAAGUCUGGUUUCUCUAAAGUAUGGUAUAAACUGAUUGAAAAUUUAUUAUACUGUAUCUGUGGUAACAAAUAUAAUAUCACCAGGAACACUAUGCAAAGAAUUAUAACAUAUUACAGAGCAAUUAUGAGCUUAACUUUCAGCUCAUAGCUGCAUUUUAGGAAUGGCAAAACAGAUUCAGUAUUUUAAAUGGGUUGUAUUUUCAGUGUAGCACAUAGAAAAUUUGAAGAACUGUUCAUUUAAAAUGUAUUUGUUGCAUAAAUAUUGUAUGUAAAAUGUGCCACAAAGGAAAUGUACAUGAAUUGUAAUAAAAAUCCAGUAUCAUCCUGAAAA